AUGAAUCGACAAAAAGGCACCAAAAACAAGACGAAAUAUUUAACCACGUCGUUCGAGUGGCCGGAAGAGGACUGCAUUCAAAAAGUUACAAAAUACGGCAAUCUGUUAAAUCAUACCCAAGCCGAAAAAGACCGAUGGUUUACGGAGAAACAUCCCACAAUUCAUCCGAUAUCUACUGAUCGGAUAGCAGCCGGUUCAAUUGAUCAUGCCGUAUGUUCGAUUUGCUUUAACAUCUUACUUGAUCCCGUUGCCUGUACAACAUGCGAAAACCCAUUCUGUAAACGAUGUAUUCAAGAAUGGUUAAUUAAAAACCCUUCUUGUCCAUAUGCAUGUGUGCGAUUUCAAGAACGACGUUGUCCACCGGUAAUUGUUACUAUGUUAUCCAAAUUAAAAAUAAAAUGUUAUUAUCAACAAAAUGGUUGUCCUGAUAUACUAAAUUAUGAGGCAUUAAAACAACAUGAAAUAAAUUGUGAUUAUGAAAUAAAAAAAUGUCGAGGCUGUAAUACAAAUUUUAUUAAAAGAGAUAUUAUAGAACAUGAAAAUAUAUGUGGUUUUAUUAAAAUACGAUGUCAACAAUGUGGAGUAACGUAUGAACGACAUACUGAACAUGGGAAGUUAGAUUGUUUAUUAAAUCGACAGAUACAAUUGGAAGAAAAGGUAGAACAAUUACAACAGGAGAAUAAAUUAUUAAGAGAGAAAAAUGAAUUCAUUUUACAGAAAUUAAAAGAUAGAUUUGGAAUACAACCACCGAAAUAA
This is a messenger RNA of Didymodactylos carnosus, 756 nucleotides long. Lineage: Eukaryota; Metazoa; Rotifera; Eurotatoria; Philodinida; Philodinidae. The record is from the annotation of a GenBank genome assembly.